Molecule: messenger RNA, 1777 nt
Organism: Ricinus communis (castor bean)
Lineage: Eukaryota; Viridiplantae; Streptophyta; Magnoliopsida; Malpighiales; Euphorbiaceae
Product: (S)-N-methylcoclaurine 3'-hydroxylase isozyme 1
Exons: 2
Coding region: 123-1613 (496 amino acids)
Molecular function (GO): oxidoreductase activity, acting on paired donors, with incorporation or reduction of molecular oxygen; iron ion binding; monooxygenase activity
Source: RefSeq, a predicted model, not a curated record
UUGUUUGAUUAUAUCGCCUUAACAUUAUUCCAAUUCCAAGAAAACAAACAAACAAACAAAUAGUAUAUUCAUCCAUCUCUCUCUCUCUCUCCUAAUCGCAAUCAAAACGGCUUCUGCAAAAAAUGCUCCAUCUCUUCUCCCUUACUUAUCUUCUUCCUCUGCCCAUUCUCGUAGUCAUCCUCACGCAGAUAAUUAGCUUUAUAUCUUCAAGAAGACAGCAUCUUCCUCUUCCUCCCGGUCCUAAGCCAUGGCCUAUCUUAGGCAAUAUUCUUCAAGUUGACAAAAAGCUCCAUAUCUGUAUAGCCAACUUUGCCAAAGUAUAUGGUCCUCUAAUUUCACUAAGGCUUGGUAAUCAAGUCCUUGUUGUUGCAUCAACUCCUUCUUCAGCUGCUGAAGUUCUCAAGAAUCACGAUCGUUUGCUUUCUGCAAGAUUUAUACUUAAGGCAAUUCCAUCAGAGUCUCACAUCCUUGAACGUGUAGCUAUUGUUUGGAAUCCUGCUUGUAAUGAUCAUUGGAAAUCGCUCCGUGCCUUGUGCAGGACUGAGCUUUUCUCUCCGAAAGCAAUUGAAUCACAAGCCAUUCUAAGGGAGAAGAAGUUGGCAGAGAUGCUGGAAUUCUUGAUUACCAAACAAGGACAGGCGGUCAAUGUUGCUGAAGUUGUUUUCGGUACUAUUUUCAAUACUAUUUCUCAUCUUUUAUUCUCAACAGAUCUAAUUGGCUUUGAAAAUCAAAUUGGUGGAGUCAAAAGCUUGCUAUGGAGCAUGAUGGAGAUGGCCACUUCUCCAAAUAUAGCUGAAUUUUAUCCUAUUUUAGCACCAUUGGAUCCUCAGGGGCUUAAAAGAAAGAUGACAAAAUGCCUUAAAGAAAUGUUUGGCGUGUGGGAAAUAUACAUCAAAGAAAGAAGACGAACACAUGAUCAUGAUCAUGCAGCUCCCAAAACAGAUUUCUUGGACAUUUUCCUUUCAAAUGGAUUCGAUGACGACCAAAUCAAUUGGUUGGUUAUGGAAUUGCUGAGUGCAGGCACAGACACUACUAGCACAAGUGUUGAGUGGGCAAUGGCCGAACUUCUCAAGAACAAAGAAGCCAUGAAGAAAGUACGUGAAGAGCUAGACAGAGAAAUCAACAAAAAUCCAAUAAAAGAAUCUCAUGUUUCUCAACUUCCAUAUCUAAAUGCAUGUGUGAAGGAAACACUAAGAUUACACCCUCCUGCUCCAUUUCUCAUUCCACGCCGCGCUACCGAGAAUUGUGAAGUUAUGAAUUACACCAUUCCAAAAGAUUCACAGGUAUUAGUGAAUGUCUGGGCAAUUGGGCGCGAUCCAUCUGUUUGGGAAGACCCGUCUUCGUUUAAACCUGAAAGAUUUCUUGGAUCUAGUUUAGACGUAAAGGGUCAUGAUUUUGAGCUAAUACCUUUCGGAUCAGGAAGGAGGAUUUGUCCAGGUCUACCAAUGGCUACAAGGCAACUAUCAUUGGUUUUGGCAUCUUUGAUACAUUGCUUUGAUUGGUCUCUUCCAAAUGGUGGUGAUCCUGCAAAGGUGGACAUGACCGAAAAGUUUGGCAUAACAUUGCAGAUGGAACAUCCUCUGCUCAUUAUUCCCAAACCAAAACUAUUAUAAAUUCGAGAUUGCCUUUGUUGUAAGAUCAUCAGUUUAUCCAUCUGGCAUUGUCUUAGCUAUUAGUAUUACGUAAAUGCCCCUCCUUUUCUUUUUCUGCAUAAGUAAUGUAAUGGUUAUACGGACUAUACUAGUUGUUAGCAGAUCUCGUUAAGAUCGUUUCUUUU